AAAUUAAUUAUAACAAUAAUAUUAUACACUAUAUUGCCAAAAGUAUUGGGACACCCCUUCAAACCAUUGGAUUCAGAUGUUCCAAUUAGCCCCAUGGCCACAGGGAAUAAAAUCAAGAACCUAGGCAUGCAGACUACUUCUACAAAUAUUUGUGAAAGAAUGGGUCACUUUCAGGAGCUCAGUGAAUUCAAGCGUGGUACCGUGAUAGGUUUACACCUGUAAUAAGUACAUCUUUCCUUGCUACUAAAUAUUCCACGGUCAACUUGGUAUUAUAACAAAAUGGAAGCAACUGGAAACAACAGCAACUCAGCCACGAAGUGGUAGGCCACAAAAAAUGACAGGACGGGGUCAGCAUAUGCUGCAGCUCACAGUGUGCAGAAGUCUCCAACUGUCUCUAGAGUCAAUA
Messenger RNA from Staurois parvus, 406 nucleotides. The record is from the annotation of a GenBank genome assembly. Lineage: Eukaryota; Metazoa; Chordata; Amphibia; Anura; Ranidae.